This is a messenger RNA of Thunnus maccoyii (southern bluefin tuna), 4652 nucleotides long. It is a transcript of the gene trappc9, whose product is annotated as trafficking protein particle complex subunit 9. The transcript is spliced from 23 exons. Bases 191 to 3640 code for a protein of 1149 amino acids. Gene Ontology annotation, cellular component: trans-Golgi network. NCBI's taxonomy places the organism in Eukaryota, Metazoa, Chordata, Actinopteri, Scombriformes, Scombridae. The record is from RefSeq and is a predicted model, not a curated record.
GACCUGUUUGUUGCAGUCAGCGUUGUUACUGUGUGACUGUCACGAGCAGACUGUUCAUAGGUUAGCUAGCUGAGCUAAGCUAGCUGACACAAGCAGGGUAAUAUCUUAACGUAAGCUAUUUGCAGUGGUAUAGAAUUAAUUAAAAAAGGAAACUAACGAAGUGAGAGCCAUUGUUUUACCACAUGUGAGGAUGAGUGUCCCAGACUACAUGCAAUGUGCCGAGGACCACCAGACAGUACUGGUGGUGGUCCAGCCAGUCGGCAUUGUACCCGAGGACCAGUUCUUCAAGAUCUAUAAGCGCAUCGCCAGCGUGAGCCAGGUGAGCAUCAGGGACUCUCAGCGUCUCCUCUACAUCCGCUACCGCCACCACUACCUGCCAGAGAACAACGAGUGGGGUGACUUCCAGACACACCGCAAGGUGGUGGGCCUCAUCUCCAUCACCACCUGCGGCUCGGGCAAGGAGUGGCCCCAGACGGCUGAGCGUUUCCACGGCCAGAAGGAGGUGUACAGCUCCACGCUGUACGAUUCACGCUUGCUGGUGUUUGGGCUCCAGGGGGAGAUUGCAGAGCAGCAGCGGACAGAUGUGGCCUUCUAUCCCAGCUUUGAAGACUGCUCUGAUGUGGAGAAGAGAGUGGAAGACUUUGUGGAGUCGAUAUUUAUCGUUCUGGAGUCCAAGCGGCUUGACCGAGCCACAGACAAAUCUGGUGAUAAGAUCCCUUUGCUCUGUGUGCCCUUUGAAAAGAAGGACUUUGUGGGUUUGGACACUGAUAGCAGGCAUUAUAAGAAGCGUUGCCAAGGACGGAUGAGGAAGCAUGUUGGGGACUUGUGUCUCCAGGCAGGCAUGCUGCAGGAUGCCCUGGUCCACUACCACAUGGCUGUGGAGCUGCUCAGGGGGGUUAAUGACUUCCUCUGGCUGGGUGCUGCGUUGGAGGGUUUGUGUUCAGCGUCGGUCAUCUUCCACUACCCAGGAGGCACAGCAGGGAAGACAGCGGGACGCAAGCCAAGUAUCUCCCAGCCAGCAGAUGCAGGGAAACGCCACAGACCAGGGGCUCAGGAGGUUCUCAUUGACCCAGGAGCCCUCACAGCCAAUGGCAUUAGUGCCGACACCAGCACCGAGAUUGGACGAGCGAAGAACUGCCUGAGUCAGGAGGACAUUAUCGAGAAAUACAAAGAGGCCAUCUCAUACUAUGGCAAGUAUAAGAACGCAGGCGUGAUCGAGCUUGAGGCCUGCGUGAAGGCGGUCAGGGUGCUGGCCAUUCAGAAGAGAGCCAGGGAGGCCUCUGAGUUCCUGCAGAAUGCUGUUUACAUCAACCUGGGACAGCUAUCAGAGGAGGAGAAGAUCCAGCGCUACAGUAUCCUGUCUGAGCUGUACGAACUGAUUGGCUUCCAUCGCAAGUCAGCUUUCUUUAAGAGAGUUGCAGCCAUGCAGUGUGUAGCCCCCACCAUCCCGGAGCCUGGCUGGAGGGCCUGCUACAAGCUGCUGCUGGAGACCUUGCCUGGAUACAGCCUUUCCCUCGAUCCCAAAGACUUCAGCAAAGGUACCCACCGAGGCUGGGCCGCUGUUCAGAUGCGUCUCCUACAUGAACUGGUGUACGCCUCCCGUCGCAUGGGCAACCCUGGCCUGUCUGUACGCCACCUGUCCUUCCUGCUGCAGACCAUGCUGGACUUCCUGUCCGAUCAAGAGAAGAAAGAGGUGACCCAGAGUCUUGAAAACUACACCUCUAAAUGUCCAGGUGGAAUGGAGGUCAUCACCCUUCCAGAUGGCCUGAAGCUCCCUCCAGUACCCUUUACAAAGCUCCCCAUUGUCCGGUCAGUGAAGCUGCUCAAUCUGCCUGUCAGUCUGCGUCCCCACAAAGUGAAAGGCCUGCUGGGACAGAAUAUGUCCACUGCCAGCCCCUUCAUCUACUCGCCAAUCAUCAUGCACAACAGAGGAGAGGAGCGCUGCAAGAAGAUUGACUUCCAGUGGGUUCAAGGAGAUGUUUGUGAGGUGCAGCUCAUGGUCUACAACCCCAUGCCCUAUGAACUUCGAGUGGAGAACAUGGGUUUGCUGACCUCUGGAGUUGAGUUUGAAUCCCUGCCUGCUGCACUGUCCCUGCCUGCAGAGUCUGGCCUCUACCCCGUCACUCUGGUUGGUGUCCCACGAACAGCUGGCAACAUCACUGUCAAUGGUUACCACACAUCAGUGUUUGGUGUGACCAGUGAUUGCCUGUUGGAGGGUCUGCCUGGUGUGAAGACUAGUGGCUGUUUGGUGGAGGUCAUUCCCUCGCUUCCUCGUCUCCAGCUCAGCACAUCACUACCACGGUCAGCUCACACACCUCAGCCCAUGUCCAAAGAGGAGCUGUCCAGCAGUGUGUCUGUCCAGCUUUUCAACGGAGAGACCCAGCAGCUGACCAUCACCUUAGAGAACAUUGGAUCUGAGGACAUCGAGACUCUGGAGCUCACCUCUAAGAUUGUCAGCACUAAAGAGAAAGUGUUUGGAGAGUUUCUGAGCUGGGAGCUGGAGGAAGCAGUGUCUCACCUGCCUCUAAAGCCUGGCCAGGCUGUGACACUGACUGUCAACAUCAAAGUCAAGCUGGACUUCUCCGGUCAGGAGAACCUGCUGCAGGACCUCAAUGAUGAUGGGAUCAGUGUGACAGGCUUGCCAAUCUCCAGUCCACUGCGCCAAGUCCUCAAACCCAGGCCCGAGACCAAACCUGUCAGCAGCGAGUCCGGCAAGGCAGAGUACAGCCAUAUUAAGACUUUGGAAGCAGUGCUGAGCUUCAAAUACUCCGGGGGAGCAGGCAAAGUUGAGGGCUACUACAGGGAGCUGUCUCUGGGAGUCCAUGUUGAUGUGGAGCCUUCCGUGUUCUUCACCAGAGUCAGCACACUCCCUGCUACCAGCACCCGCCAGUGUCAUCUACUGCUCGACAUCUUCAACCCAACAGAGCAUGAGCUCACAGUCCGUGCCAAGAACAACCAGGACCUGGUUCUCCAUGCCAGUGAGUGCCAGAGGAUGGCCAUCCAGGUUGACAAGUUUGACUUUGAGAGUCUGCCACAGCCGGACCAGGAGACAGUUCGCUUCACUAACCCCAAACAGCUGGAAGAGGAGCGACAACAUGCCCAGGGCUGCCAGAUCAACAGCAAGCUGGACAUCUGUUGGAGCAUCCCUUCCCUGCGGCGCCGUGGAGAGGCCAGCGUGGAGGGAGUCCUCAACCAGCUGGUCCUGGAGCACUUACAGCUUGCUCCUUUGCAGUGGGAUGUGUUAGUGAAUGGGAAGCCAUGUGACUGCGAUGUCAUUGCCGACUGUAAAGUGGGCGACGCUGUGACCCUGGAGGUAAAACUGACCAAUCGGAGCAAGAAUUCUGUGGGCCCCCUGGCCCUGACUGUAGUGCCCUACCAGGACUACCAGAACGGAGUCCAGAACUACGAUCUGGAGGACGCCGUCACCUUCAUCGGCUCCAACACCUUCUAUAUUGACACGGUUAAACCCAAAGAAAGCUCUGUCUGUGUGGGUGCCCUGCUCUUCCUCUACACUGGAGAUUUCUACCUUAAUAUCAAGUUCCAGGAUGACAGUGCUGGACGAGAGCUUCCCUUAGCCUGGUUCACUCUGCCCAGCGUCCACAUCAGAUCACUGGACACUCCUCUACAGGCUGGGGCCUAAGAAGCCCUGGAGCCUGGUGGUCUCAACAUUGUAGGUGUGGAUGAGGGAUGGAGGGUGUUGUUCUUGUUGUCUGUAAAUAGAAUAGCCUAAUGAAAUAAAUCACAUGUAAAUAUCAUUUUGUUAAAGGUUACAGCAUGUGUACAGUAGAGUGCAGCCUUUGUUAAGAUUUAACAUCUUAUCUUCAAAACUCGCUUCGUUCCCCAACAUUUAUGACAACAACAUUUUGGAGCGAAAUCAGUUCAUCGAAUUGCUGCGAUUACUGUUUUAGCUCAUUUGCUUAGAGUUUAUCUUUGGUUAACUUUGAUAUUUUUCGGUAGCAAACAGUCUUAACAUUGCUAACCUAUAGCUGUGAUCACACCAUGCUGGAGUAUAAAAUACUCUACAAAAGAGAUACAGAAUAGUUUGCUGUCAUUAGUGAGACAGGAGUGGAUGGAACAAAUGUGCUCCCUUAACCAUGAUAACUUAUUGUCCGGUUAGCGACCAAGCUAGCUUGCUAACUGGUAGUUAGCUAAGCCAGUAGCUAGCCAGAUAACUUGGAGAGCUAUUUUGGCUGGCUAGCAGUAGCCUGUUAACAGCUAGCUAAACUGGCCACAAUCAAUGGUAGCCACUGCAUGACCCCACAAGUAGUCAACAAGCUUCCACCAACAACUAUUAUGCGAGGUGAUGCGACAUGCGCCACUUUCUAGUGUAACUGGGCACUAACACCACUGUCAUACUCAUUUUCUUUUUAUCUUUAAACAUUUGAUUUUUGAAUUAUGGUGCCAUUUAUUCAGUGGAUUUUUCUUUUUUAAAUUAGUACAACUUGACUUAACGACCUCAAAGCCCUUACUGAAGAAGAACACUGGAAAUUUGAUAAGUCUAUAGCCAGAUAUGUACACAUAAAACUUAACUUAUUUCUACUGCUGUAUGGACAUUUUCUUUGUCUUCGUGCCACCAGAUGAAUUUGACUAUGUUACAUUAGCCUAUCAUUAUGUGUGACAUAUAAUUGUUGUAAAUAAAUGUUUAAACAAAG